CGCUGCGCUGCCUGGGCCAGCGCCGUUUCCAGUUGAGAGAUGGCGGCCGCCGCAGGUAGAUCGCUCCUGCUGCUGCUCUGCUCCCGGGGCGGCGGCGGGGGCGCCGGCGGCUGCGGGGCGCUGACUGCCGGCUGCUUUCCCGGGCUGGCCGUCGGCCGCCACCGGCAGCACCAGCAGCACCGGACGGCACACCAGAGGCCAGCUUCCUGGCAGAGCGUGGGGGCUGCUUAUUGCAGUACGGUUGUGCCCUCUGAUGAUGUGACGGUGGUCUAUCAAAAUGGCUUACCCGUGAUAUCUGUGAGGCUGCCAUCUCGGCGUGAACGCUGCCAAUUCACACUCAAACCUAUCUCUGACUCUGUGGGUGUGUUUUUACGGCAACUGCAAGAGGAGGACCGGGGAAUCGACAGAGUUGCAAUCUAUUCACCAGAUGGCGUUCGAGUGGCUGCCUCCACGGGAAUAGACCUUCUCCUCCUCGAUGACUUUAAGCUCGUCAUUAACGACUUAACAUACCAUGUACGGCCACCAAAGAGAGACCUCCUAAGCCAUGAAAACGCAGCAACCCUGAAUGAUGUAAAGACCCUGGUCCAGCAGCUCUACACCACGCUGUGCAUCGAGCAGCAUCAGCUCAACAAGGAGCGGGAGCUCGUGGAGAGGUUAGAGAACCUCAAGCAGCAGCUGGCCCCCCUGGAGAAGGUACGAAUUGAGAUUAGCAGGAAAGCUGAGAAGAGGACAACUCUGGUGCUAUGGGGUGGCCUUGCCUACAUGGCCACACAGUUCGGCAUUUUGGCCCGGCUUACCUGGUGGGAAUAUUCCUGGGACAUCAUGGAGCCGGUCACCUAUUUCAUCACAUAUGGAAGUGCCAUGGCCAUGUAUGCAUAUUUCGUGAUGACACGCCAGGAAUAUGUUUAUCCAGAAGCCAGAGACAGACAAUACUUAUUAUUUUUCCAUAAAGGAGCCAAAAAGUCACGUUUCGAUCUAGAGAAAUACAAUGAACUCAAGGAUGCAAUUGCUCAGGCAGAAAUGGACCUUAAGAGACUGAGAGACCCGCUGCAAAUACAUCUGCCCCUCAGACAGAUCGGAGAAAAGGACUGAUCUGCGUAGAGCGUGAAUCCCAGCAGAGAGAGCCCCUGUUUAUAACUCAUGCCUUUUUAAUCAAAGCAUUGCAAGUGGAAGCAGGGGGGCCAUGUGGGGGAGAGGGUUUUUACCUUUAAUUCUAAAACAAAACACAAAAAGGAUCAUAGGGAAGAAAGGGAUGUUAAAUUCUGAGGAUCAGGCAUCGUGGAGUAAGUAUACCUGCAAAGGGCUUAGUGAAUCUUGUCUUAAGCAUCUUCAUUUCCAAAAGAGAACGACGCAGUGACAGCUGAGAGAAUGAAGCCAGGGUAAUUCUGGGGUGUUCGUCUCUUGCAUCUUUGCAAGGUCUGCAAAACACUAACACACCAGCACCCCACUCAGAUCUAGUUUUGUUUUUUGCUUUUUUUUUAUUUAAAGUUUCUUAUUUUUGACAUAGGAAUAAAUAUAUAAGAAAGCAAAUCUUUAUAAAUUGUGGUUGGCAGAGUCUGAGCCAGUGAGAUUAACCUUCAUCUUAAGCUGAACCCAGUCUCUGUGAAGUUACCAGGAAUCUCUCCAUCCUGGGUCCCUUUUCUGACCAGCUACUCACUUAUGUAUACCCGCUGACUACACUACUUUUAUCCAAAUAAUCAUUGGAGUCAACUUAUGACUGUUUGAAGAUUGACAGUUGGAUUAUCUCUUCAUGAAUUCUCAUGUCUAUCUCCCAGGGCUCUGACUUGCUCGCUGUCUAGAAAUCACUGGCAACACUGCAUGAGGUUUUAAUUGUAUUUUGUUUUAUUUUUUUACUAAUUAGUCUUCAGAGAAGGAAAAGAUCCCAGUCCCAUUGAUAACCCCCACUUCUUCCACAUCACAGGCCAGAGGGCCAGUGUUCAUCUGUGUUACCAAAUGAGGACGGUGUAAGGUUUACAGAUCAGCUAAAAAUCAUGGCUCCACAGCUGAUUCGGGACCGGGAUAACCGUGGUUAGGCUAAGACACACACUUCCUCACCAUUGUGAGCCCUCCCGACUCUACCACUCCAGUUGCUGUAAAUGGAUGGCGGAUCUCAAAGGGUGCAGUUAUCUUUAUACACAAACACCUUUCUAUGGCUUUUCUUUAGCCUCCUUCUCCACCGUGUGUGUGUGUGUGUGUGUGUGUGUGUGUGUGUGUGUGUGUGUGUGUGUGGUUUAUUUUUUUUUAAUCUUGAAUUGAGAGACAGAAGAAUUAAUCUUAUACUCUAUCAGAAUGUUUUCUACUAUAUUUCCAGAUGGCACCUGCACUCAAAAACGUCUAAGAAAUCUCUAUCUACUGUUGUGUUUUUAACUGUUUCGGGGGCAGGACGGCAGAAUGAUGGGGCUUUUUCACACAGCUGAUUGACUCUUGGCUUUUUCUUUUCCCUUCACGUGAUUCAUCCCUCCUUGUGGGGUGAGGGGUUCCUUUUUCCUCCUCCUUUUGGGGUCAUUGUGUAUGAAAGAAAACCUUCAAACGACAAACCCAGACUCCAGGUGCCUUGCAGAGGUUGAAGGCCAGCCGGGACUGCCGCUUCUGCCGCCACCCUUCACUGGCAUGACAGAGAGAGAGGAUGCAUGUCUCAGUCCCCAGCCUCACUUCCUUCCUGCUGUCCACCCUCUCCCGUCUCUUCUUGUUGUGUGGGCUAUUUUUAAUCCAUUCAUCCUGUCUGUGUGCAGGGUUCUUCAGAAGGAAAGACACAGUGCAAUGAGUGAAUCCUCUGGGUGGUGUGGGAGGCAGGGGGGGUGAGCAAAAUGUUGAACACAUGUACAAUCCUGUAUCAUUUAUGAAAUAUGUAUAAAAAGCAAUGUACCUUCUGGAACAAUAAAUACUUAUUCGAUUUUUGAA
Mesocricetus auratus (golden hamster) is the source of this 2901-nucleotide messenger RNA. RefSeq names its product mitochondrial calcium uniporter (gene Mcu). Gene Ontology annotation, cellular component: mitochondrial inner membrane; uniplex complex. Lineage: Eukaryota; Metazoa; Chordata; Mammalia; Rodentia; Cricetidae. Gene Ontology annotation, biological process: calcium import into the mitochondrion; mitochondrial calcium ion homeostasis. The coding region runs from base 40 to 1092 and encodes 350 amino acids. The record is from RefSeq and is a predicted model, not a curated record. The transcript is spliced from 8 exons. Gene Ontology annotation, molecular function: calcium channel activity; uniporter activity.